This is a messenger RNA of Rattus norvegicus (Norway rat), 1784 nucleotides long. It is a transcript of the gene Vom1r42, whose product is annotated as vomeronasal 1 receptor 42. The record is from RefSeq and is a predicted model, not a curated record. Lineage: Eukaryota; Metazoa; Chordata; Mammalia; Rodentia; Muridae.
AGAUUAAAGUGGCUAAUCUUGUGGGAAAGAAUACCAUGAGAUCAUGAACCUCUGAGUGUAGGAGAAUGUCUCACCAGUUUCAACAGAAACUCACUUCUCAGGGUAACAGCUACCAAAAUGGUGUCAUCUAACACUGAGCUCAUGGUCAUAUGUUAUCUGCAAGAACAUACACAAAUAGUUCUCUUUUCAGAUGAGGCCUGUUCAUGCACUCCUGUCCACUUCUGGAAAAGAGACACAGACCAAAAUAUGAUCUUAUUCUUGUGAUCAUCAAAGCAAUAUCCUUGUAUAGCAUUUGUUAUUAUGAUUAACAAGAGUGACCUAACAUAUAGGAGAUACAGGAACAGCACAAUUGAAACUUGGAAUGAAAAUGUCUUCUGAAAACUUUGCAAUGGGAAUUUUCCUCCUCUCUCAGAUUACAGUGGGAAUGCUUGGCAAUUCCUCAGUACUAUUUCAUUACAUCAUUUUAAUUCACACUGGGAAGCAUUUAAUGCCCAAAGAUCUGAUUAUAGAGCACUUGACUUUUGCCAACUGCUUGUCUAUCAUCUCAAAAGGCAUUCCACGGACAAUGUCAGAUUUGGGAUUUAAGGAUUUUCUAGAUGACAUCGGAUGUAAAUUGAUAAUGUAUAUUUCUCGAAUAACAAGGGGAGUGUCCCUUUAUGCCAUGUGCCUACUGAAUUGUUUCCAAGCAAUAAUAAUCAGCAUCAGCAACUCCAGGUGGAUGAAGCUUAAAUACAGAGCAACCAAGUACAUUGGUCCCUCCUGCUCGGUCAGUUGGCUUGUGCACCUGGUUCUAAACAUCAUUAUUCCAGCAAGAAUGUUAGGCCCCAGUUACAAGAAAAAUGCUACUAACUGGGUGAGUUAUGAAUACUGCUCAUUGUUUCCUUCUAGCAGUAUGACAACUGUACUAUAUAUGUUCUUACUGUCCUUCUCUGAUGUCCUGUGUCUGAGUCUCAUGGCCUGUGCAAGUGUCUCCAUGAUAAAUAUCCUCUACAAACAUAAGAGACAAGUCAAGCAUAUACAUAGUACUCAGCACUUUCUAAAAGUCUCACCUGAAGACAGAGCCACCCAAACUAUCCUCAUAUUGUUGUGCAUGUUUGUCAUCUCUUACUCAUUCUCUUCUGUUCUGACUGUCUUACGGACUUGCUCCAAAUACCCAGUGCUCUGGGGAGUAAAUGUAUUUACAUUUAUUGAAAUAUCCUUUCCCAUACUUUGUCCCUUUGUUCUUAUCAUAAAUAUGAAGUCUAGUUUUAUUCUGUUUUUACCCUGCUUUGGUAAGAAAUAGGUUCCUCCAAGUAUGAUAAGAGCCCUGGUCAUCUCUUUACUAUCGUAGAUUGUCAUGUUCUUUUAUCUGUUGUACAGUGGUAAAACUUAUUUGAAAACAUCAAGCUUUCUAUAACUGCUUCAUCAUGUAUAGUGGUCAACAGUUUUUAUGCUGGAACCAUUUUGUAUAUGUCUUACUUAUGCUUCCUGUACCUUCAGACAAAAUACCUGUCAAAGGCAACUCAGAGGAAAGGUGUUCUUAACCACACAUUCUGAAGGUUCUGUCCAUCAUGGUAAGGUAGUAAAAGUGAGAAGAUGGAUUUGUGGAGAGAGGGGCAUAAGUUACAUGAUAACAUUAAAUUCACAAGAAAGCAAGACAGACAUAUAUUUCUUUGCUCCAUUCUUUUUCUUUGGCCCUUUUAAAUAAGACUCUACGUCUGCCAAUGAGAUGGUAUGACCCAGAGUCAAAGUGGGAUUUCUGUCCUCAAGUGACAAUCUCUGAAAUAUAUUCACAGUCAUAUCAG